UUCACUUUUAUAGAUAGUAUCAUAAGUAGAGUCUGAAUCAAAAGAUAAGGGGUUAGUUUUAUUAAUAGUAGCUAACUUGAGAGAAAAAGAAGGUGAUUAUAGAGGGGGAAGGAAGGAGAGGUUGUUGAAUUACAAUAGUAACCUGAUAGGUAAAAAGAAGCAGCAGCAGAAGCAGCAACGGCAUAAAGCAUAGGAAAAAAAAAAUAGAAAAGAUGCUGGAUUAGAUAGACUGAUAGAGAGGUGAAAGUGAACGGGUGAAACCUCCCUCACAGCUCACACAAGCAAGCUAAGCUGAAACAUCUGAUUUCGGGUGCGAGUGGUGCCUUGUUCUUAUCCUCUCAAGUGUCUCCCUUUACAAAUCUCACAGACAAGCACAAGCACAAGCACAAGUCCCCUUCCCUUCCCUUUCUCUCUUUCAAUUGAACCAUGCCGGGUCUCGUUAAGACCCCACCGGAAGCUCCACCCCUCCGAGUCUCAGUACCCAACACUCCAACCCAAAGAUCCGAAUCCAUCAGAACCCCUUCCCCUCUUCCCAAGAAACCACCCUCACCUUCUCCCUCCCGAUCCAAGAAGAAGACUCCCGAAACCCCCAAUUCCAACCACCUUCUCUCCGAUGCCUCUCUCGAUAACCCCGAUCUUGGCCCAUUUCUCCUCAAGCUAGCCCGCGACACCAUCGCUUCUGGCGACGGGCCUGCCAAGGCCCUCGACUACGCUAUCCGGGCUUCUAAGUCCUUUGACCGAUGCGCCCUCGACGGCGAGCCCAGCCUCGACCUCGCCAUGAGCCUCCACGUCCUCGCCGCCAUCUACUGCAGCUUAGGGAGGUUCGAGGAGGCUGUGCCGGUGCUUGAGCGCGCGAUCCAGGUUCCUGACGUCGCAAGAGGUGCGGAUCACGCGCUCGCCGCUUUCUCCGGGUACAUGCAGCUCGGAGACACGUUCUCCAUGCUUGGCCAGGUCGAUAAGUCCAUCUCUUGCUACGACCAGGGACUCCAGAUUCAGAUCCAAGCCUUGGGCGAGACUGAUCCUAGGGUUGGAGAAACUUGCAGAUACUUGGCUGAGGCCAAUGUUCAAGCGAUGCAGUUUGAUAAGGCAGAAGAACUGUGCAAGAAGACGCUUGAGAUUCAUCGUGUGCACAGCGAACCAGCCUCUCUUGAAGAGGCAGCUGAUAGAAGGCUUAUGGCCCUUAUAUGCGAGGCAAAAGGGGAUUACGAAGCGGCUCUUGAGCACCUUGUCCUUGCCAGCAUGGCGAUGAUUGCAAAUGGACAGGACAAUGAAGUUGCUUCUAUUGAUGUCAGCAUUGGAAACAUCUACAUGUCUCUCUGUCGCUUUGACGAGGCUAUCUUCUCGUACCAGAAGGCACUUACUGUGUUCAAAUCAGCCAAGGGAGAAAACCACUCUUCGGUUGCAUCUGUCUUUGUAAGACUAGCUGAUUUGUACCACAGGACUGGAAAGCUUCGAGAGUCCAAGUCCUAUUGCGAAAAUGCCCUUAGAAUAUACUCAAAACCAGUGCCUGGAACCACUGCAGAAGAGAUUGCUGGUGGUUUGACUGAAGUUUCGGCCAUUUUUGAGUCUGUGGAUGAGCCUGAGGAAGCACUGAAGCUUUUACAAAAGGCAAUGAAAUUGUUGGAGGAUAAACCAGGACAGCAGAGCACAAUUGCUGGGAUAGAUGCACGCAUGGGGGUGAUGUAUUACAUGAUUGGGCGGUAUGAAGAUUCAAGGAACUCUUUUGAGAGUGCCGUAGCAAAACUCAGGGUCAGUGGAGAAAGGAAGUCUGCCUUCUUUGGCGUUGUUUUGAACCAGAUGGGGUUGGCAUGUGUGCAGCUGUUCAAGAUAGAUGAGGCUGCUGAACUGUUUGAAGAAGCUAGGGGCAUUCUUGAACAAGAGUGUGGCCCAUGCCAUCAAGAUACUCUUGGAGUGUAUAGCAAUCUUGCAGCAACUUAUGAUGCUAUGGGAAGAGUGGGAGAUGCAAUUGAGAUCUUAGAGUAUGUGCUUAAAUUGAGGGAAGAAAAGCUCGGAAUUGCAAAUCCUGAUUUUGAAGAUGAGAAGCGCAGGCUUGCUGAGCUCCUGAAAGAAGCAGGCAAGACACGAGAUAGGAAAGCGAAAUCUCUGGAAAACCUGAUUGAUCCAAACUCAAAGAGGACCAAGAAGGAGGGGGCAAAGAGAUGGCCUGGUUUGGGUUUUAGAAUUUAACCAUAUCUUUAUUCAUCUUUAUAUUAUUGGAUGCACAUUCUGUAACAUAGAAUAUCUUGUAUAGGGUUGAAUUUGUAAUUUGGGAGCUUCCCUGUUUCUUGAUAUUUGUUCACGCAUUUGUGUUUCUUUUCUUUAUUUGUUUUCUUGGUUAAUGUUUUAUAAAAUGUGUUGUGACCUUUUAGCUGAACCACAGUUGCAAUCCUGUUCUCCUUUCCGGAAAGUGUUGAAAGCAAAUUUUUAUUUGAGUGAAUAAAUUUUGAUAA
Molecule: messenger RNA, 2450 nt
Organism: Arachis duranensis
Lineage: Eukaryota; Viridiplantae; Streptophyta; Magnoliopsida; Fabales; Fabaceae
Product: protein KINESIN LIGHT CHAIN-RELATED 1
Exons: 3
Coding region: 427-2187 (586 amino acids)
Molecular function (GO): protein binding
Source: RefSeq, a predicted model, not a curated record